AUGCCAAGUGCUAUACAGUAUUUUUCGGAUUUAGAUUCAUUGCAUCAUGUUACUAACAAUUUUCUAAGACCAUAAUCAGCUGUUUCACUAUAUUAGAAUAAAAAGAUUAGCAGCUCUACUAUGGUGGAUAAUAAAUAAGUUAGUGACACAAGAUUAACUGAUCCACGAUAAACACCAAGAUACAUAAAAAAGGAUAAAGAAGAAUUGUAUUAAGACUUGUUACAAUUAUAAUAAAAAUAUAAUUAAUGUAAUGAGGAAAAUACUAAAUUAAAAACUUAAAUUUCAUCUUUGGAAAAACAAGUUAUUCAUUUAACAGAUUUAGUUAGAAAUGUUGAAAUGUUUUGUAAUAAGAAAACUAGUCAUUUCAAUGUAUUUUAGUUAAAAAAACAAAUCCAAGAUCUCAAAACUGUCCUUAAAACAAAAGAAUCAGAAUUAGAAUCAUUAAAAUAAAAUGUUAAGACUACUAAAAUUGAUGAAAUCAGAAUUGAAUUAUAAGAAUCACAUGUCGAAUGUUUAAGAUUAAGAACUAUGCUUGAUCAACAAUUAAGACAAUAAGUGUUGUUUAAUUACAACGAUCAUACCUUGAUAGAAGAGAAAUUGUACAUCCAAAGUCAGAUGAUGAAUUAAUUAAAAACAGAAAAUGACUAAAUGACAGGAUUGCUUAAAAUCCAAGAGGAAGAAACCUAUUAUUACAAAAAUUUGUUAGCUGAAACCUUAAAAACAGUAAGGAGGUACGAGGAAACUAUUGAAGACUUACAUAAGAAUCUAAAAGGUAAAAACUAAUUUAUGGAUAAAUUGGCUUAAAAAAUAGAAGCCUUGAAAAAUACUAAUAAUGGGCUGGCUGAUAAAGUAGUAAAAGUGGAAGAUUUAAAAGAAGAGAUAAGAAUUUUAAAAUGCACAAUAGAUGAUUAAAAUAAGCAAAUUAAAAGUGUUUUAUCUGAUAAUGAGUAUCUCAAAGGGAUGGUCCAUGAAUUAAAAAUUAAGAAUAAUGAGAAAUCAGAAAUUUAAGCUAAAGAGAAAAAAGUAUUACAAGAUUAGAUUGCUAAAAUAUCAAAUCAAUAUGAUCUUUUAGAUGAUAAAUACAAAAAUUUGUUAUUAAUUUAGGUUUAAGCUAAAAAUAAGGAGACUGCUUAAUCGUCAUUGAUUCACAAGAAAGAACAAACUGUAGGUUUAACUCUAAAAAAUAACAAUGAUAGCUUUUAAUAACAAUAGAUUUAUGUUCCAAAAAAAUUAAGAGCCAUCAAAAUGAAUGAUGUUUUACACAUUGGAGAAGAAUUAAAUUACAGAUUUAGAAUUAAGAAAAUAAUAUUAAUUGAUGUUAUAGAGUAAUUCUUAUUUGAUGAUGACAACAAAAAAGAGAAAAAAGUUAGUAUUAAGCAACUACAAAAGAGAUUUGAAAAAGAACCAUUCAUGUUAUUUGAAUAAGAUAAAGCAUUAAUGUUUGCUCGCUUCUUAAUAGAAGAUAAUUCCUAAGAAUUUGUUGAAUUUAAUAUUGAGCUAACAGAAACCUUAGAGAGAGUUAAGAGCAUUUUUACUAAGAUAAUUGGUAAUUAUAGGAUAUUUAAUCCUGAUGAGGAAAUGAAGCAUAAAGAGGAUAUUACUAAACUUAUUAUCAAAUACAAGAAUUCUCUAAAGUAGCAUUUUGAUUCUCUUCAAAGCAAUAAUGGUGAAUUAAGCAAAAGAUAGAUCUUAGAAACAUUUAUUUUUAUGGACAUUGAUAUUAAUAAUCACCAGCUUGAAUACUUUUUUUUAAAGCUAUUUGUUUUUUCAAAUAAAAUUGAUAGGUUUCCAUAUUAAAAGAUUUUUGAAAUAUUCUAAUAGACUUAAACCGCAUCAACUCCUCAUCUACAAAGAAAGGAAACUCAAAGAAAAAAAGCAACAACUGAAUCUAAUAAACAACCUGUUUAUGUAACCAAGAGCCUAUUCAAACCAGUCGAAGCUACUAAUCUAUAAUAAGUUUGA
Molecule: messenger RNA, 1962 nt
Organism: Paramecium tetraurelia
Lineage: Eukaryota; Ciliophora; Oligohymenophorea; Peniculida; Parameciidae
Exons: 2
Source: RefSeq, a predicted model, not a curated record